Fomitopsis serialis is the source of this 1140-nucleotide messenger RNA. RefSeq lists its product as uncharacterized. The transcript has 8 exons. The annotation marks the transcript as partial. Gene Ontology annotation, cellular component: endoplasmic reticulum membrane. The record is from RefSeq and is a predicted model, not a curated record. Gene Ontology annotation, biological process: protein folding. NCBI's taxonomy places the organism in Eukaryota, Fungi, Basidiomycota, Agaricomycetes, Polyporales, Fomitopsidaceae.
AUGUCCCAGUUCGGCGACUUUGCGCCUCUCUGCCAUACCGUCCCCUCCUAUCCCUGGUGCAAUCUCUUCUACCGCCAGAUUGUACACGCAAACGCGUCGCUCCUCGCAAACGCAUCCGCCAACGCGACAGAGGCCCCCGUCGGUGUCAACCCCCAGUGCGGUAUCCUCCGCGUCGGCGCCGACGGUUCCAUCGGCAACGUCGCCAACAUCGUCGUCUGCGCAGUCAGCAUCCUCUUCACCCUCUUCUUGAUCGUAUGGACGAGUAGGAGAAGGGCCGCUGUCGUUCUGUUUCACUAUCUGGGUCUGUCUCGCGAAGCCGUCCCUCUCCAAGCGAUGGCCGACACUCCUCCGUAUGCUCGUCUUACUCUCCAUUUCCCGCCGGAAUGCCUCGUCUUGGCACCACCCACUCCCCGGUAUCGCGACUUGCGCCCUCCGGCGACGCCCUAUGCCUCGGCACUGCGCGGAUCACGAGACCACGGCCUUCGCUCUCUGCCGGCGUUCGCGGACGCCUUGGCAUUCCUGGAAGCGCGUCCCGCUGAGGGCCCCCCAAUCGCCGGUUUAUCGCCUCGUUUUCGCUUCUUAUUGCGAAUCACGCGUUCGGUCAUCUCGAUCCUCUCCGGACACCCCACUGCUCGAGCGGUGAAGCUACAGACGUUGCAGGGCAUCACCUCUCAGUUCCAACUCGAUCGCGGCAUCUGUUCCAUACACCGCGUUCCACUGUUCUCGGGACAUGCACACACGGACGCAUACAUCACCACCACCACCACCACCACCAGCUCCGCCAUCGAGGACCCUGACUGCCGCGCCGAGCUCCGCGAGUUCCUCGUGCUCUACUUGCUCACCCUGCCCUUCCAGCUCGUCACCACCGGCGCGUUCCUCGAGCAGCCGUUCAACUUCUUCAUCCUCGCCUUCUUCGCGGUGACAACCUAUAUCGCACUCGACGUCGGCUUCUCGUUCACACACGUCUUCGGCCCGAGCAAUCCUCUAAGCAGCGAAAGUAGCGUCCCGCUCUUUGUCUUGACUAGCAUCUGGCCUGGCGCCGCCGCGAUCAUUUACUUCUUGAUCAUGUUGUACGUCGUGCUGGGCAUGCUGAACGAGGUCCGCCCGGUGUGGUACUUCGUGCUCGCCAUGGUCAUCUUU